Messenger RNA from Macrosiphum euphorbiae (potato aphid), 2049 nucleotides. The record is from the annotation of a GenBank genome assembly. Lineage: Eukaryota; Metazoa; Arthropoda; Insecta; Hemiptera; Aphididae.
AUGCCAGGACAUCGCUGUAUUGCCCCCGGUUGUAAUUCCGGUUAUGAUUCUUGUAAAGAAAAAUAUCAUUUUUUCACAGUUCCCAAGGAUGAUAUUCAAUUACGAGAAUGGACAAAAGCAAUUCCGAGGAAAGACUUUUUAAUAAAACCUCGUCAGGUAGUUUGUGAACGGCAUUUCCACGAAGAAGAAAUUUUAAGGAAACGAAUAAUGACUGACAAAGAUGGGACAAUUUUAGCUGAGGCUGUAUAUAAAAUUCCGAAAUUAAAAGAAGGAGCUAUACCGUCAAUAUUUCCAAACUGUCCAAAAUACCUAUCCUACUCUUUAAAACGAAGGAAAUUACCAUUAAUUAGAAGUAGCUCACCUAAAAAAAAGAAAACCGACAAAAAAAAAGACCCACAAAUGGAUUGUGCAUUCAAUUCUAAACCGUCAAUAGAAAUUGCUAUUACUGAUUCUAUUAAUGAUUCAGUAGGGAUUUUCUCAUUCUCUAAACUUCAAGAAAAUGUUAAUAGCAUUGUUUUUCCAAGUGGAUGGAGCAGGCAUGACAUUCCUGGAAAGUUGAUAAUGUUUUCUUUUUUUAUUGUUAAAACAGAAGAAACAGCAAUUACAGAAAAUUAUAUUCCCACUCCUAUUUUAUAUAAAAGAGUAUGCCUAGGAGUAAAUUUAAAUGUUCAAUGUUUUGUUAUGAAUAUAUCAGUUAAUAAUGACCUUUUUGGAUUAAAUAGAUUAAAUUGUAUUAAAGACUUAGAAGAUAUUUUAAAAAAAUUUGAUACUAGUGUCAUUUGUAAAGGAUAUAAAUUAAAAGAACAACUUCUACAUUCUAAAACAACAUUUACAGAUCCGGCUGGCUCUCGUUUACAAAAAAAUAAUACUACUCCAAAGAGAAUUCAUAUUUUAUCUAGUUCCAAAGUACAACAACUUCGUAAAAAUCACAAAUUAACAUUGCAAAGGAAAUAUCGAGCUGUAAUACUCAAUAAAAAGCUAAAAAAUAAAUUAUUUAAUAUGCAAGGUGAAAUGUCAAAACUGACCACAAUGAAUCUUGAAGAAAGGCUAACAACUAAUAAGAUACCUACUAAUCAACGGGUUGCCUUACAUGAAAUUUUGUCCGCAUCACAAGUCCUCAAUUUAAAAGGUAGCAGAUAUUCCGAAGAUUGGAUCCUUUUAUGUUUACUAUUUCAUAUGCGUUCACCAUGUGGCUAUAAUUUUGUUAGAAAUAAUGACAUUAUGCCAUUACCUUGUGUAAGGACCAUAAGAAGGUACCUAUCAUCUAUCGAUACACAAUGUGGGUUUGAUCCAAAAUUUCUACAGAUGUUUUCUCUUUAUAUGGCACAAAAAGAAAAAUUUCAACGCCAUGGUUUGCUCGUGUUUGAUGAAAUUUCCACUCGCGAGAGUAUUGCAGUUAACUCGGCAAAUCUUACAUAUACAGGUCUAGUUGAUUUUGGUGAAGAAGGUGAGAAAGGAAAAACUUUCAGUGAUAAAGCAAAUCAUGGAUUAGUAUUUAUGUUCAUACCAUUAGAAGAUAAUUAUGCCCAACCCGUUGGUGUUUUUGCAUCAAAGGGACCGACUAAAGGUGUAGUACUAACUCAGUUAGUAAUAAAAGCUAUCACAGUACUCGAAAAAGCAGGAGCGUUUAUCCAUGGAAUUGUAUGUGACGGGGCAGCCCCAAAUCGAAAAUUUUGGAGCGAAAUGGGAAUAUGUGGAAAAAUUAAUAAAGUUAAAAAUUGGUUUGAGCACCCAACAGAUGAAAAACGGAAAAUAUUUGUGUUCUCUGAUACGCCGCAUUUAUUUAAGAAUAUCAGAAAUAGGCUCUAUAAUAAUAAAGAGCUCAAGAUUCAUGAAAAUGAAACACCAGUAAAAUGGGAUCAUUUUGUAAAUGUUUACAAUUUGGAUAAACUGAAUCCUGGGAAUUUAAAAGUUUGUCCUAAAUUAUCUGCAUCUCAUAUAGUUUUGAACAGUUCUGCAAAAAUGCGUGUUCGUCUUGCUGUGCAGAUUCUUAGUAACUCAAUGGCAAAGAGCCUUGAGUUUUAUCGCUCUUUAAUAUCUCUCAGUUAA